This is a messenger RNA of Diaporthe batatas, 2824 nucleotides long. RefSeq lists its product as uncharacterized. The transcript is spliced from 3 exons. Gene Ontology annotation, cellular component: nucleolus. NCBI's taxonomy places the organism in Eukaryota, Fungi, Ascomycota, Sordariomycetes, Diaporthales, Diaporthaceae. The coding region runs from base 164 to 2539 and encodes 791 amino acids. Gene Ontology annotation, molecular function: ATP binding; RNA helicase activity; nucleic acid binding. The record is from RefSeq and is a predicted model, not a curated record.
GAUUUCCCAGCCAAUAUCGUUUGCGGAAAACCUAGGCAGGCAAGUUGCUCACUAACAGACGUUGGUGAGGCCUGUGGCCGUAGGGCUGAAUUAAGCUCGUGGUUCGUGCGGAUCGACCCCCACCUAGAGCUGGCCUUCCAGGUGCAUUUUUUUUUCUGCGUGCAUGGAGAAGUGUUGCAGGAGCAGACAACCGCCUGCGCAACCACCCUCUUCAUCCUCACCUUUGCUGUCAAGAAACCAAUUCGCCACUCCACCAGUACCUCCCUACGAGAUCAAUAUGGUGCAAAAGAGGAAAAGACAAGCGGUAGCCAAUGCGCCCGUAAAGAAGAGGAAGCAGGCACCCGCCUCCAAAGCCUCCAAAGCCUCCAAACCAAAGCGCGUUGUCGACGCAAACUCGCUGGCAUGGAAGCCCGUCGACCUGCCUGAGAUGUUCAAUGAUGCCGAAGGUUUCUUCGGCCUCGAGGAGAUUUCAGGCGUCGACAUCGUGCGCAAUGGAAACGUUGUCAAGUUUGUCACCGCUGACGACGACGCCCCUGCCCCUGUCGAGGACGAUGGCGACGAGUUCGAAGGCUUUGGAGAUGAUCCGGUAGAAAGCCCUUCACACGAGGAAAGCGAAGAGACCUCUCCCUCAGAACCCGUCGUGACGCCGGCCACCAAGAGCAAAACCAAAAAAGAUGUAACCAAGGAGGCACAAGAGACGCAGAAGAAGGAAAAGACGCAGCAACAGCAGAAGAAAAAGAACAAAGGAAUAAGCCUGACAGAGGAGGACCAGGAACUGGAAAGCAAUGUAUUUGCCUCGGCUAAAGAUGCUGCUGUAGACGAUGCCGGCGAGGACGUGGACAUGUCGAAAUGGUCGAACCUCGAUCUGUCGCCGCAGAUGAUCGCCUGUCUCGCACGGCUCAAGUUCACAAAACCGACCGACAUACAGUCUGCAGCUAUACGAAAGAUAACCGCUGGACACGACGUCAUCGGGAAGGCAUCGACUGGUUCCGGAAAAACGCUGGCGUUCGCAAUACCCAUUGUCGAGGCGUGGCUUUCGAGGCAGGGGGCGGGCAAAUCCGGAGACAAGAAAUCGCCAAUAGGCUUGGUCAUGUCGCCGACCAGGGAGCUGGCUCAUCAGAUUACAAACCACAUCAAAGCGCUUUGCGAAGGCCUCACCACACCUCCAUACAUCUGUUCGGUCACGGGUGGUCUGUCUGUGCACAAGCAACAACGGCAGCUCGAAAAGGCAGACAUCGUCAUCGGAACCCCAGGCCGUCUGUGGGAAGUCCUCAGCUCCAGCACCGACAUAUUGGACUCCUUCAAGAGGGUCAGUUUCCUAGUGGUUGACGAGGCCGACCGUCUCCUCACGGAUGGUCAUUUCAAGGAGGCAGAGGAGAUCUUGAAGGCCAUCGAUAGAAUGGAGGUUGACGAGGACGAUGAGGGACCCGAACUCUUCCCAAGACAAACGCUGGUCUUUUCUGCCACAUUCAACAAGAACCUCCAGCAGAAGCUGGCAGGGAAGGGAAAAUCCAACCUGAUGGAUACACAAGAGUCCAUGGAAUACCUUUUAAAGAAGUUAAACUUCCGGGAAGAGAAGCCCAAGUUCGUCGAUGUUAAUCCAGUCGCUCAGAUGGCACAGGGCCUCAAGGAGGGCCUGGUGGAAUGUGGCGCGAUGGAGAAGGAUCUGUACCUCUAUUCUCUCAUCCUGCUCCAGCCGACACAACGCAUCCUAGUCUUCAGCAACUCGAUCGGCUCAGUGCGCCGACUGUUGCCUAUGCUGCAGAACCUCAACCUCCCAGUCCACGCCCUCCACUCACAAAUGGCCCAGAAGGCCAGACUACGCUCCGUUGAGCGUUUCACAAGCGCCAAGCCAGGGACCCAUUCCAUCCUUCUCGCCACUGACGUCGCCGCCCGAGGUCUCGACAUCCCGGGCAUCGACGUCGUGAUCCACUACCACGUGCCGCGCGCCGCAGACGCCUACGUGCACCGAUCAGGCCGUACGGCCCGCGCCUCGCAGUCCGGGCUGAGCGUGCUGCUGUGCGCGCCCGAGGAGGUGGUGUCGACGCGGCGGCUGAUCGCCAAGGUGCACGCGACGGCGAGGCCCGGGUCCGGGCUGAGCCGCAAGAGCGACUUCUUCAUCCGCACCAUCGACGUUGACCGGCGGCUGGUGGGGCGGCUCAAGGAGCGGGUGACGCUGGCGAAGCGGAUCGCGGACGCGCAGCUGGCCAAGGAGAAGGGCAGCAAGGAGGACGACUGGAUGCGCAACGCCGCCGAGGAGCUCGGCGUCGAGUACGACUCGGAGGACCUCGAGCAGGUGGGCAAGUGGGGCGGGCGCGGCAGCGGCCGCAAGGCCAAGCAGGACGAGGCGAGGGCCACGUCCAAGGCCGAGCUGGGCGCGCUGAGGGCCCAGCUGCGCGAGCUGCUCUCGAGGCGGGUCAAUGCCGGCGUCAGCGAGAGGUACAUCGCGGGGGGGAUGGUGGACAUGGACGAGCUGCUGAGGGACGGCGUCAAGGGCAACUUCUUGGGGCAGGUCAGCGGGUUGGAUUUGGACGACUGAGGGGUUUACGGCGGGUGUGCUUUGAGAUACCCUGGGUCUUGAUGCCUGACUGAAUUGACCCAACCACGUUCGUGGUAUUAUGGUAACAAGCUGAUGUCCAAAUCGUGUGCUAUUGCUGUUCCCGUUGAAUGCCCGUCGUCACCACGUCCUCUUGCACCUACAUACAAGCUGUCUUCCUACGUAAUCACAGUCCAUCACGUAUCGCCAUCCUCCGUUCUUCCCUACUUGUGGGUUGAGGGUAAAACAUGAUAUUGAAGUAAACAGCAAGACCUUGCACCGAUACUG